Molecule: messenger RNA, 6161 nt
Organism: Calypte anna (Anna's hummingbird)
Lineage: Eukaryota; Metazoa; Chordata; Aves; Apodiformes; Trochilidae
Gene: DEXI
Product: Dexi homolog
Exons: 1
Coding region: 479-760 (93 amino acids)
Source: RefSeq, a predicted model, not a curated record
UUGGCGGGUUCGCUGACGGCCGCAGGGACCUCUCCCCGACCGCGACAACGCGCCUGCGGGCUCCUUCCGCAAAGUUUGCGGGCGGGAGGAGGAGCGGAGCCGCGGAACCGCGGCGGGACUGCAGCAGCCGGGCGGGAAAUGCCCCUGAGGAGCCUCCUGCCAACGGCGGGGCUGCGGCAGCGCCGCUGAAGCCGCCCUGGCCGCCCGGCUGCCGGCCGCCUCUUCCUCCGGGGAAGGAGGGGACCCAGCCGGCCGCCGCUGCGCCCCUGCGGGGCUCUUCUCUCCCCGGGUCCGGGUCCGGGUUUGUUUCUGAGGUUUUGCCCUUUCCUGCCGCCGGGACUGCAGAGUGCGGUCCUGGGCGCCCCGCUCCCGGCUCCGCGCUGCCGCCCGCUCCCCCCGCGCCGGCCGGGCAGAUCGGUGCCCACUGCGGCGCCCGCAGCCUCCGCCGCCGGAGCCAGCUGCAGCCCCGCACGGCUGCAUGCCCGCCGCGGUCUCGGCACGGCUGGAUUCGCUGGAGUCCUGGGCCUUCCAUGCGCUGCUAGUGCUGCCCUAUAUGUUUUACGUGGGCUUGUUCUUUGUCAACGUGCUGAUCCUGUACUAUGCCUUCCUGAUGGAGUACAUCGUUCUCAAUGUAGGCAUCGUCUUCCUGCCCGAGGAUAUGGACCAGGCUCUGGUGGAUCUGGGGGUGCUCUCCGACCCUGGCUCUGUGCUCUACGAGACGGACAGCGAGCUGGAUGUCUUUGACGGGUACUUGGAGUGACAGCCCGGGGCGCUCCGAAGCAACUGCGGGGUGACGACGCCCGGUCCGGAGCAGAGGCCGGCUGUCCCGACAUGGCCGUAACUCGGGGAACGUCUCGGCCCCGGCGUGCCCUCGCUGCGUCCCGCCUCCUCCUGCGCACCAUCUGCCCUUCCAAAUACUCCCCGGUGCAGGGACGAAAGGGGGUGCCGGGACCCGCUGCCUCCGGGCAGGGCCGCGGACACGCAGAGGGCUCUCCGGAAAAGUCAGUCUUUUCCUCGGGCUCGUCCUGGACAGCGGCCAGCGGUGCUGGGGACAGUGACAGGGAGCGGGCCCUGCCACCGCCGCAGCGUCUUGCAUGGGUGAGUUCUGCGGACCGGGCCGGGCCCUCCGCGGGGCGCCCAGGGGCUGGCGGAGCCCGCUCCGUGUCCUCCGCUGCACUGCGAGGAGAAUGUCUUUUCGUAAGGACGAAUUUCCACAGUCCUGAGCCUCUGCAGCUGUUUUGCUAGGCGUUAGGUUUGCAGCAGGUCUGGUCUUGGAAGCCCCUCUGAAUCUAGAUGAACAUCCAGGCUAAUAGUUAUUAAAAUUAAGAGAUGGUAUCCCACCCAGAAAUACAUCUUAAUCACACGCUCUCUAAAACCUCUGUCUUGGAUAAUAAGAAACCUACCCCACUCACCUUUUCUCUCUUGUUAAUUGUAGCAUGAGGGGUUGAUUGACCAAUUUUUAUUGUAGUUUUGAGUGAUAUUAGAACUCUGGCAAUGCUGUAAAGAUUUAGUAUUUAAAAACAUUUAAAUGCAAUUAGGAAGAAAAUUAUUUUUAGAAAACUAUAUUUAUUUUAUAGAAAACUAUUUCUAGCUAAGAUUUUCUGUGCCAAAUGUAUGUUAAUGAAAACACUCACAGUUUAAAUUAAAAUGUGUUAACAAACCUGCCAGUAGAAUUUUUAGCAAAAUGUUGUCUGUAAAUUUGAAAAACAGCUCAGGGUACCUUUUUACUUUCUGUUUGAAAUUAUGGAAAUAGGAAAUUCUGUUGUAAGGUUACAAACAUAACCAUGGUGAACAUACUGGACAAACACCAUUUAGCAAGCUAUUUCAAUCAGUCUUCCAAUUUAAAAACAAACCUUUCCUGUAGUGCUUUCCUUCACAUAGGGUAAAACUAUCUCCUGAUUUUUUCUAUUCAGAUUUCAUAUAGAGCAAUAGUAGCUGGUUUUGGUCAGUAAUCUAGAAGGACAAAAUGUAAAUUCUUGGUGUUGGAGUAACAUUGUGCAAACACAUCUGAGCAAAGCUUGGUCAAAGGCACACAGGAACAUAACAAAUGGAGGGGGACACAGACCUUUGUUGACGAAGAAAUCCUACUGCAUGGAGUUACUGCAAAUGAAAGUGGCCACGCCAACAUUUGAUGGUCCAUCCAAAGCAGCUGGAUUAGAAUCACUUCUGCUAGAGUAGGUCUGGAGCAGAAUUAAACUCCUCAUCAAAAACUGUUGGCUACUUUUAUGCCUGUCUGCUCCACUCCUUUUUCAGCUGAGCAGGUAACACACAUGCUCUGUAUUCCAGGAAAGACAUUAAUAAAAUCCAAAGAAAAUUUGAUCAAAAUCUUGGGUACAGAAAGUCCUGGCCAGUUUCUUGCCCAAAAUGCGUUUCCCCAAGCCCUAAAUCUUACUACCCCAACACCAUCUACUACCCAAACCGUACAGGGUUUUGAAGUUGUUUUUAAUAACUUCUUUUACUGGCUAGGAUUUGUCAUGAUGAGUUAAAUCUAGUUUUCAGAAAGACCUAAGAACAGUUGGCAUAAGUUUUCUCAGAGGAUUUUUGCUACUACAUGAAAACAUGGUUUUAUAGAGCAUAGGUUCUGAGCAUAGCUCUGUUCCAUGUAGAUAAACGGGCUCCUUAAGAUUUUUCCCUUGUAUUAAUAGGAUAAACAGCUCUGCAAACCUCUUGAUAUUCUAACUCCAUAUGUAGGAAUCAAAAUGUAGAUGUCUUCACUCAGUCUAUAUAUCCACCUAAAGCUAAUGGAGCUCUGCUUCAGUUUCAAUUCUUUAAUCUGGAAGUUGUCAUUAGAUGGUGGUUUCCACUCAGAAUCAAAUCACAAUUCCUAAGAUUAGGUAAAUUAUUGUUGAGCAAAAUAUUCACUAUUCCUAUGGUUCAUCUAUUUAUAUACUUAAUUAUAUUUUUAUAUGCAGCAACCAGGCCACAAAUCAUGUAAUUAUUUAGCUACCAGGCAUGCCAGCAUGAAAGAAUUUCUGUUAGUAUCCUGGUUACAGGUUUAUUCACUGUUCUGUACCAUUUCUCCUCACCAGCUCCCUAGCAAAGCAGCAGAAGAGGGCCCUAAUUUGGAGCUGUGUUUCCUGCUUUGGGAACAGAAGUAAGGCACUCAUAAGCAAGAUUUAGAUUCCUCGGGUGCCUAGCCUGGCAGUGACCCAAGUUCUGUACAACUAUUAACCCAUGUGCUCCACAGGGCCAGGAAGGCUGCCCACCUGACCCACUUAGACCCCAAAGUGCUGAGGAUUCGCAAGAUGCUGCAGGAAGGUCUUAGUUUUACCAUCAAAGGUGAAAACUACAUAGUCAUACUCUUUGCAUUAAAUAUAAGAAGAGUGUUGUUCAUGUGACUCACCAGGGAUGACUGAGAACAACUAAAAAGCUAUCAUUAGCCUUAGCUGAAACCUUGCAGUGUGCUCCUUACAUUUAGAAAGCAAUGCCUUGCACCCAGGAGGUGAGUGGCAUGCAUGACAGGGAAACAAAGGGGGGAAGUCCCAAGAGGCCAUUCUGCAAAAUGUGGAAAGGCUAAUUUAGAUGUUAAAAAGAGCAUGUGAAACAGAAUAGCUCUGUUCUCUCUUGAACUAAACCCCUCACUUGAAUAAACUCAGUAGGAGCAAUAUUCUGUCCAGGUUUCUGAGUAUAAUUGGUGGCAGAGACUGGAGGUAGACAACUAAGCAGCUCAAAGAAGCAUCCUACCCUAUUCAAAUGGAGAAAUCCUUCUAUAUAAACUGAGCAGAAUUGAGCUUGUUCAUGUCAUUUAUUGUUUUAGUGUGAGUGUGCUAGGUUAUUAUAUUUGAAGACCCUUGAGGGUAAGGUGAUAAGACUGUUCUCCUUGCACUUUCUUAAAGUAAGAUAUGACUCAUCACAAGGAACUCUACUCAUCAGAAAUAAAAGAGCAAAAGCAAUCAACAAUCAAAACUGAAUAGCAAAAGCUCAAUUUCUUUCAUCUUAGAAUACAAGCAUUACCUGUAUUUUUUCAUCAAGGUGAAUUAUGAAUGUUUUCAAUUAACAGAAUCCAGCACUCAAAAACUUGUGACUCAACACAUCUGGUGAAUGCCAACACCUAAAUCCUGAACUAAGGAAAUUGCUUUACUCCCUAUCUCAUCAAUAUAACACCAAUUAGAGCAGGCUUAGUGUCUGAGACAGUAUGCUCCAGUGGAGAGGGAUACCAUAUUCCUCAGGCUGUCCAUGCUCACAUAGAACACAUGACCAUUGCAGUUCAGUCUUCAUUCAGACUCUGUUAUGCCUUCUACACCUGAAACAGUGCCAGUCCUCCUGCCCCAGGACCCCAGGUAGCAGCCAACCCAACGUACAAUCUGCUGAGCCUCUGCUCCAAGCACAGAAAAGUGCAGAACAUGAGGGAGGCUGUGUUUUGCCCUGCAGCCCAGUGAGAGCCUUUUCACAGAGCUCCAGUCUUAAAGCAGAUCUGUUAACAGCUCUGUUACAGCUUUGUACCAUACACUUCCUUCCCAUUAUGCAACUGGAUUAGCAUGUGCAGAGUCCCCUGCCUUCCCAUGCUGCACAGGAGGCCUCUGUGCAGGAGAACCUACAGAGGGGAAGGAGGGACCAGCUGUCCCUUCAGACACUUGCUCCACACAGCACGUAUCUGCAGAUCUCCUGAGCUGCAGGCACCAGGGGACCUGCUCUUCAUCUUCUGUACCUCAACUCUUCUCCAUCACUGAUUCAUCCACAAACAUCCCCUCUCAGAUCUGCACCAUUCUACAUUACAUUUGAUUAAUCAUCUUUACAAUCACAAGACUAAAUGGGUACAGUCACUAGUGCCCAGCACCUCCAUAAUCCAUAGCUCUGAUUCCACUCAAAGAAGGCUUCUCAAGCCUUUCGUGUACCCCUGUUCACAAUAAAAAACCAAACCAAAACAAAAAACACCUAUUACUAGCUGUCAGAUACUUUGAUCCAGUUGAAGUAAAUUAAAUAAUUUGGGAUAAAGCACUAUAGCAGUAAUUCAUUCUUGUAAGCAUGACCAAGAAGUUACCCCAACAUGUUAUUUAACUUUGUAACUACUUACCAGUGGAUUCAAAAUGCUUUAAACAAAGCUUCUCUAAAGAAGAAAAAGUGACCAAAAUCAGCACCUACAUCAAAGGCAGGCAAUACAUAAUUAACACAGUUACACAAAAAGUAACAACAGUCUAAUGAACAAUAUCUAGUAAAGAAAAUGUCACAAGUUCAAAACUCAGUUUUAAUAGGUAGGCCUAAUGAUAUCAAACCUAGCAUAAAUUGGUUAUUCCAGCUGUAUGUCACAGCUGGUUGUACUCUAUUAAGAGCAACCCUUACUUCACACCAAUCUCUUCAUGCCUCUAUUAAAGCUACACUAAGGACUAGUGUGGUCUGACAUUAACAGAAACUGUUACAUUGGUUUCUCUGAAAAGUUGUUCAGGACUUUGAAAAGUAAAUAAUUAUUAUUCUUAGUGACAAAAGGUUUUGAUUUGAUUUUUUUUUUUUUAAAGAAGGUGCACAGUGUUAUAUCUAACAUACACAGUGACUUCUCUGUUAAUUUUAGGUCUAGAGGAUUAUUCUGUAUGUGUUUUCUUUUAAACAGAUUCAUUACACACCUGAAAUGGUUUAUGACCAGGUUAAUGGAUCAAGUCAUGGAAAGAAACAUGGAGACAAAAAGAAGGACAAGGGGACAAUAAGAAAAAUUGUCAUCAGACCUUGUCAGUUGUGACUUUUCUCCAUGACCACUGUCUCUUGAGUGUGCACUAAAUGCAGUGACCCAUGCACUGUUCUGGUCUUCCAUAGGUAAUUCUGGGAUGGACUGAAUGAACAAAUAAUAAAAGCUAUGGUAUAACAAAAAAUCAAGAUGUUACUCAGAUUUGAUAAACUUUUGAAUAAAUACUAUGUUACCUGAAUGGACGUGCUACUUAAGUUUUACAAACAUACAUUGAAAACUCUACCAGCCAGUAGUUCAAAGACAAUGCUUUCUCAGGGGAAAAUAAUGCAAGCAGGUUCUGUUCAGGGCAGUGUUACAGUUAGAACUGUGCUAGUAAGAUACUUUAUUUAAAUAAUGAGUUUUGAAAUAGUUCAGAGAGUGAGUUUUAUAUAAGUCAGAUGGAUUCAUUAUCUAACAGAGGAUAUUUUGCAGAUUGUUUAAGCUCAUGUUCCCAUGUAAAGACGUGUAAGCAAUACAAUAAAGACUGACUUUUCCAUGAAAAUGU